AUGGUUGGAAUAUUACUACCAUCAGCAAAGGAUCUAUCCAAACAAAGCUAUUAUCAAACAAAAUCACAUUCUAAUAUCUCUUAUAUCACACUCAAAGAAGAAGAACAGUCAUCCGUUCAGAAUCUCUCGCCACCUGUUGACGUUUCUAUACCACAACUUGACUCAUCAUCCAAACCCAAAAAAUAUUAUGGCAUUACUUUGGGACAAUUAUGUGGAUGUUUAAUUAUUUUAGUUGUUAUUGGUCUCUCAACGGCCAUUCCGAUAGUUGCCAUGCUCAAUAUAAGCCACAAUAAUCAAUCAACACGUGAAUAG
This is a messenger RNA of Didymodactylos carnosus, 312 nucleotides long. The record is from the annotation of a GenBank genome assembly. NCBI's taxonomy places the organism in Eukaryota, Metazoa, Rotifera, Eurotatoria, Philodinida, Philodinidae.